Molecule: messenger RNA, 2398 nt
Organism: Syngnathus acus (greater pipefish)
Lineage: Eukaryota; Metazoa; Chordata; Actinopteri; Syngnathiformes; Syngnathidae
Gene: mipol1
Product: mirror-image polydactyly 1
Exons: 15
Coding region: 1259-2299 (346 amino acids)
Source: RefSeq, a predicted model, not a curated record
UGAAUUAACUUGGACAGUUUGUACAUGAGCAAACAAGCUAACAACAAAUUAUACAAGGAGGCGACAUUUUAUAUCUUAUAUUUUGUUUUUGAAGACAACGUUCGUUUCAUCUCUAUAGACAAAGUGGGACUCGUUGAUAAUUUAAUGAUUUUAAAUUAAGACGGGACGCCCACUUGUAAAGUCUACCAUCCUCAACAUCCGGUUGUUUUGUGAUGUUUCCGAGGUAAACGAGGGAGGCACCAUUUUGUUUGGACCGUUCCAUAAAACAGAGACUGCUCUUCCCCGUGUAGUCUCGACCUCUUUGAAACUCAUGUAGACCCAGUUAAGACCCUAAAGCAUUUUAUUUGAUUUUCUAAAUUAUAGUUCUCAUGAUGUUUUGCUGGCAUCAAACAAACCUGUAGGUUCCCAAGAACACGGUUUUAAUAUAUCCAGCACGCAACUUCACAUACACCGACUGCCAUUAACUAUCACCCUUCUCGUCGUCCAAAACACCUUAACAUUUCUUAUACUCGCGAGAGUUAACUGUGUGUGUACUUCAGGUACCAUAGAAAUUUCCAUACAUUACAGUUCUUAAUUAUUUUCUCAGUCAGGCACCCCUUCUUUCCCAGGAGAGAAAAAAAAUACUAGAGGUGGGUUUACUUAUAAACAUUUUGCAAACAGCACUUGUUUGUAUAAAAAUAUGUAUAAAGUAAUGAACAACUAAGUGUCAACAAAGGCACUUCUUUUGUGACCUUCAAGAACACUGUGUGCAGUGCAUGCUGGGAUGCUUGGGAGACUUACUUUGACGUCAUCAAUAAGAUGAGCUCGGUAAUGAUGUUAUCAGUGGGUCAAGACUCAACGCAUACUCGAAAUGCUUAUUGGGUGAUCUGGGCCCUCCUGCUCUGCGAUUGGCCGGCUACUGUGACCGAAGGUGAUGUGACCAAUCAGGAUCCGUGUCCUCUGUGCGACGAAGCCAAAGAAGCUCUGCAGCCCCUCAAGCACAAAAAGUCCAGAGAGUUCCGAACAGUCAACAUGGACACCAAGCAAAGAACUCAGAGACUCUCUGGUGGACAUGUACACAGAUAAGCCUCAAGUGAACGAGGAACUGCGGCAGUGACUUCCUUCACCCGGCCAGCGUCCGCUGAAUCCUGUCCUCGGUGCAGAACCAUCUGACAAGCUUGUGGUCCUCCAGCUCCCUCUGGAGGCUCCUGCUACUAGCGCCACCCUUCCUACCCACGAUCGGACAUCUGGCUUGGUGUCCUCCAGAACGUCGGCAGUCAUGGAGGCGGACUUGUCAGCCGGAGGACUCUUUCCGACAGGUCUAGAGAUCUGCGAGGGUCCUGGCGGUCCGACAACACGAGGGCCGCUUGUCAACAGCGGCCAUCGGGACGCCGCCAUUGGCCACAGAGCAGCCUACGGUCAAGCCCCGCCUCCAGACGCGGACAGGAAGAUGUCUCUGCUACUCCGAGAGCUGGACGCACUGAGGGAUGCCAACAAGAAGCUGCUGGAGCGGCUGAACCUGAAGGAGGAGGCGCUCCAGAGCAAGGAGGCGGAGCUGAUGGCCGACACCAAGCAGGCUAAAGACUGGGAAGGACCUUCAGAGUUCUUGGAACAGUUGUUGAGCGCUCGCAAGGAAAGAGACGAGGCCAUGAUGUCUCGAGUCCUGCUGGCCAAUCAGGAGCGAGAUGAGGCUUUACGCCAUGUGGCCCGACUGCAGCAGGCUGCAAAGUCCGACGCUAGUGACGGCCCGGCCCUCGGCGACAGUGACUUGGAAGCGGAGGAGCUCCUGGGCCGCGUUUGUCAGGCGGUCUCGGCGCAGGAAGUGGCCCACUUGGGUCGGGCCCUGGUGGAGCACGUGCGGCUGGCCACGCAGCGCCGGCGCCACAUGGCCGCGCAGGAGAUGAAGGCCGUCAUGGAGCAGCGAGACGGCUCGCUCGCCAAGUGUCGACGGCUGCAGCAGGAAGUCUUGCGGGAGCGAGAGCAGAGGCCGAGCAAGGAAGAGCUGAUCAAACUUCAGCGGGAGCGAGACGCGGCCUGGGACGACAGGAGACGCCUGGAGGCGGAGUUAAUGCAAGCCAAUCACAGGUUCGAGCAACUCGCAAAAGCUCCGCCCCCCGAUAAUGAUGAUGGCCACUCCCGGGCUCCGCCCCUUCUGGCUCAGCUACAGCAGCUCACCGAGGACAAGCAUAAUGUGGAGGCGGAGCUUCUACGCUCCCAGGAGGCAGAGCGUGACGCCAGCGAGAGAGUCCACAGAUUGGAGCGUCUGGUGGAAGUUUUGAGGAAAAAAGUCGGCACAGGAAGCCUGCGCCCUGUUGUUUGAUCGCUUGGAUCGGGCCAUGUCAUCCUUUGUCGCCGUGACGACGAACGGUGAGAUUGUUCAGCGCGUCUUGUCUCAAUAAAAUGCCAUUGAAAAUGCAAA